AUGAGCACCAGACUCUGGUUCGUAUCGCAGCUGAGUGCCUCGUACUCCUCGACGCGGAUCCACUGUGAGAACAUCCCUGGGCUGGUACGUCGCCAGCGUGUGCUCUGUAAGCGCCACCCGGACGCCAUGCUCGCUGUCACCGAGGGCGCCAUCCAGGGGGUCAGGCACUGCCAGAAGCAGUUCCAGGACGCCCGCUGGAACUGCUCCACAAUUCCCCGCGACGCCUCCGUCUUCGGCAGACACGUUCUGAAGAGUACCCGGGAGUCUGCGUUCGUGUACGCCAUCAACAGCGCUGGGGUGGUUCACGCCAUCACCCGUGCCUGCUCCAGGGGCGCCAUCACUAACUGCGCUUGCGAUCUCUCCAAGAAGGGCAGUCACAGGGACCGGGCGGGACAGUUCAGCUGGGGCGGCUGCUCUGACAACAUCCGCUACGGCACCGCCUUCGCCAGGAAGUUCGUGGACGCCAGAGACCGCGGCCAGAGGGACGCCAGGGCUCUUAUGAACCUCCACAACAACCGCGCCGGACGCAAGGCGGUGCGGAAGAAGAUGCGACUGGAGUGCAAAUGCCACGGCGUGUCUGGUUCCUGCACCGUCAGAACCUGCUGGCAGACAAUGGCGCCCUUCGGAGCCACUGCCCGCUGGCUCAAGACCCGCUACGACGGGGCCACAGAAGUCAGCGUCCUGCCCAACGGCGCCGGCCUCGUUCCUCGCCACGGCGACCACAAAAAACCCAGGAAGAAGGACUUGGUGUACCUGGAGCCCUCGCCUGACUACUGCGAUGCUGACUCCUCCUCGGGGUUCACCGGCACUGGAGGCCGGCAGUGUAACCGGACCUCGAAGGGCACCGACGGGUGCGACCUGCUGUGCUGCGGCCGCGGCUACGACACCCGCAGGCGGCUCAUCAGCACCAAGUGUGAGUGCAAGUUUCAGUGGUGCUGCUCCGUCGACUGCAAGACCUGCGAGGCCUGGCGGGACCUUCACUUUUGUAAAGCGUGGCAGGACCCCUCACCGCGCGUCUGACCUGCCCAGGACCUGGUGGCACAUGUCUGACCUGCCCAGGACCUGGUGGCACAUGUCUGACCUGCCCAGGACCUGGUGGCACAUGUCUGACCUGUCCAGGACCUUGUGGCACAUGUCUGACCUGCCCAGGACCUGGUGGCACAUGUCUGACCUGCCCAGGACCUGGAGGCACAUGUCUGACCUGCCCAGGACCUGGAGGCACAUGUCUGACCUGCCCAGGACCUGGUGGCACAUGUCUGACCUGCCCAGGACCUGGUGGCACAUGUCUGACCUGCCCAGGACCUGGUGGCACAUGUCUGACCUGCCCAGGACCUGGAGGCACAUGUCUGACCUGCCCAGGACCUGGAGGCACAUGUAUGACCUGCCCAGGACCUGGUGGCACAUGUCUGACCUGCCCAGGACUUGGUGGCACAUGUCUGACCUGCCCAGGACCUGGUGGCACAUGUCUGACCUGCCCAGGACCUGGUGGCACAUGUCAGACCUGCAUAGGACCUGUUAUCGCGUAUCUUAGACCCAAGACCGCUUGUCUGACCUACGUAGAACUUCUUAGUACGUGAUUAAAUUGCGUAGGAUCAGUACCGUGUGUCGUGACUUUAGGAUUCGCUGGUAUUAAGUCUCUCGCACACCGGAUUUCUGAACCCAAAACUGACUCGCGCAGGAACUAACGUCGCCCGCAUGACCUGCGCCUGCCAUGUCUCUUUUGAUUUGCGCAGAUGUGAUAUCGCCUCCUGCUUCAGUAAGUUCUGUUGAAGUAACUUCAGCACAAGUUCUGCUUUAGUUAUUUCAGGGUAUCUUGGCCUUCCAAGCGACGAGGAAGAACUGUCGCACACAGAGGUGACCAUGUGGUCUUCCCCGACCUGCUCGCUCGCCAGGGCACCCACACGCUCUAUCUACCCUCCAACUGGAUUUAAGAGUGAAAUGAAAUAAAAAUAUAUUCCUUUUACAGAGAAAAAAGACGUGGAACUAUAAGGUAGUAUAUAAUAUGAACCCUCGCGUGUCCUGGAAGAAAUACACCCAGUAGCCCUUAGAAAGAGACUCUUCAAUUUUAAACAUAGAACGAACAAUUGCUGAAACGAUGGACUCAAAUAUUCUCUGUAACGGGAAGUGAUUCUCCAAUGUUCUUAUUUUUCAAUCGAGAAAGUUAUAGAGGUUGGGUUGAAGAGACUUAUUGUAGCCGUUACUGCACGCGAGCACGAGGCUCUUAAGGUAAUCCCAGAAGUGUACUGACGUCACAGGUGUCGGGGGAGUCCCUAGUGUCUUCAUGUGUCAUCACCUCUCUCAUCUCUAUCUUUUGUAACUAUUUAUUUAUUUAUUUACAAUUUUAUCGUUAGCUGAAUCUA
This is a messenger RNA of Procambarus clarkii (red swamp crayfish), 2360 nucleotides long. NCBI's taxonomy places the organism in Eukaryota, Metazoa, Arthropoda, Malacostraca, Decapoda, Cambaridae. The record is from RefSeq and is a predicted model, not a curated record.